AUGUCCAACGUUCACGUUGUAGAAAGGGUUGGAAAGACUACUUUGAUCCAGAAAGUCACUCAAGCUCUAAAGUCCUCGGGAAUUCCCAUUGAUGGAUUUUACACAGAGGAAGUUAGAGAAGGUGGCAGGAGAACAGGAUUUGAUGUUGUCACUUUGUCUGGAAAACGAGGACCUUUAUCUAGAGUCAGCUCUGAUUCUUCUACUUCAAGACGUGAAUAUCGGGUCGGACAGUAUGUUGUAGACCUUGUUUCAUUUGAGCAGUUGGUUCUACCUAUGCUGAGAAAUGUGAACCAUGGCAGUGGUGCAGAGAAACAAAUCUGUGUCAUAGAUGAGAUUGGUAAAAUGGAACUCUUCAGCCAAGCUUUUAUUCAAGCUGUUCGUCAAACGCUGACUGGCUCAGGGACCGUGGUGCUUGGAACUAUUCCAAUACCUAAGGGAAAGCCACUGGAUCUUGUUGAAGAAAUAAGAAGUAGGAAAGAUGUUAAAGUGUUCAAUGUUAGUAAGGAAAACAGAAACAGCAUUUUGCAAGACAUCUUGGCAGCUGUGGAAUCCUGCAGAAAAUGAAGACCUUUUCCUGCCUGUAAACACUAAAGCUUUUAUUUUAACAAAACAUUACAACAUUUUGCGGAUGUUUUAGAGUCUGUCCUUCCUGCUUUAGCCCCUGGAGGCUUUACUGGAGCCUUCAGGGUAAGCAAGGUAAAGCUGGUAAUACUCUAAAAUGUGAAAAUGAGAUAGCAGGAUUCUUGUUUAUUCAGUUCACAAGCUGAUCCAUUCAAAAAAAUUGAAGAGAUGCGUAGUUAACAUCCAGUUCUAAUCUGUGUAUUUGGAAGUUAGGUGGUCUGACUCUGA
Nipponia nippon (crested ibis) is the source of this 849-nucleotide messenger RNA. The record is from RefSeq and is a predicted model, not a curated record. Lineage: Eukaryota; Metazoa; Chordata; Aves; Pelecaniformes; Threskiornithidae.